CCACCGCCGGAAUCUUCUUCUUCUCCGGCGACGAACUCUGAUCAUCCUAGUUCCAUGAUUUCUUCUAGAGAUCCCGAUGCUCUCUUUAGCGGCGGUGGAAUCAGCUUUUUAGCAGGAGUUAGAAUUGUGAAGUUUAGUUAUGGAUAUUCUAGUCUUAAGGGUAAAAGAGCAACAAUGGAGGAUUACUUCGAAACUAGAAUCUCUGAUGUUAAUGGACAAAUGGUUGCUUUCUUUGGUGUCUUCGAUGGUCAUGGUGGAGCAAGAACUGCUGAAUAUCUUAAAAACAAUCUUUUCAAGAAUUUAGUUAGUCAUGAUGAUUUUAUCUCAGACACUAAGAAAGCUAUUGUUGAAAGUUUUAAGCAGACAGAUGAAGAGUAUCUUAUUGAUGAGAUAGGACAACCGAAGAAUGCUGGCUCGACUGCUUCGACUGCUUUGCUUAUAGGGGAUAAGUUGAUUGUUGCUAAUGUCGGUGAUUCUAGAGUUGUAGCGUCAAAUAAUGGUUCAGCUGUUCCACUGUCUGAUGAUCAUAAACCGGAUAGAUCAGAUGAGCGACAACGGAUUGAAGAUGCUGGUGGCUUUAUUAUUUGGGCUGGAACAUGGCGAGUUGGUGGAAUUCUUGCGGUCUCUCGGGCAUUUGGGGAUAAGCAACUUAAACCAUAUGUGAUUGCAGAGCCAGAAAUUCAGGAGGAGGAUAUAAGCACGUUGGAGUUUAUUGUUAUUGCUAGUGAUGGACUGUGGAAUGUGUUGUCAAACAAGGAUGCCGUGGCAAUAGCACGAGACAUUUCAGAUGCCGAAACAGCGGCAAGAAAGCUUGUGCAAGAAGCCUACGCACGGGGUAGCUGUGACAAUAUCACUUGCAUUGUUAUUCGAUUCGAGGUUUCUUGAUAAAGAACCAAAGUCAUAUGAUCUUGAGCUGUUGCUUUUUUCCUUCCAUGAUCUGGUUUUUUAGCAAAACAGCAUUAAUACAAUCACACAUUUGCU
Molecule: messenger RNA, 981 nt
Organism: Arabidopsis arenosa
Lineage: Eukaryota; Viridiplantae; Streptophyta; Magnoliopsida; Brassicales; Brassicaceae
Source: the annotation of a GenBank genome assembly